Messenger RNA from Miscanthus lutarioriparius, 1551 nucleotides. The record is from the annotation of a GenBank genome assembly. NCBI's taxonomy places the organism in Eukaryota, Viridiplantae, Streptophyta, Magnoliopsida, Poales, Poaceae.
AUGGCUGGCGCGGGUGGGAUGCCGCCGCCGCUGAGGCUCAAGGACAUCCUGGAGCUGGACUGCGACUCGUGCAGCGCCGCGGGGUUCCGCUGCUACCCGCGCCGCCUGGGCGAGCCGGCGUCGGCGCCAAUGCGGCACCUCCUCGAGUCGUCGCCCUCCCUCACCCUGCGGCGCCACCGGCCGAGCAAGCUGUCCCACCUCUCCAGGAGCCUCUCGCGCCGGCUCAGAAGGCGGGGCGGCUUCUGGAGUAGGCGCCGCGACGAGGAGGGCGAGGACACCGCGUCGUCGGCAGCGACGGCCGCGUCCGCCGGCUGCGGCGGCUCUAGUAGCUCCGAGGAGCUGGGGCUGGAGACGUCGUCGUCGGAGUCCAGCGACAACUACUUCCGGGAGGACGAGCAGGAGGAGGUCGCGGUCCGAGUCCGACUCGGACUUGUCGUCGGCGACCGAGGACAGCGUGCACCAUCCUCCUUCGCAGGCCGCCGGCGCCGGAGACGAGCACGAGGGGCUGCAGUGUCUCCUGUAUCUGUCAUGGACCUGGAACGAGCUAAAGAUCCGACCAAAACAGCUAGUCCUGGACGGUGCCUUGCUGACCUGUGCUUCGGUGAGAACUGCGCCUUGCAAUUUGUAAUAAAUUGUUUACAAGGAGUCGUUGCUGCACGCUUCUACGUUAUCGAUCAGGCGGUUGCUAAUGUUGUCUGCCGUGCAAUAAUGCAGGUGGUGGCGAUGAAGAGGGUGUCGUCCAAGGAGGGGUCCAGCUCGUUGGGGUCGGAGGCGGACGACAAGGAGCAGCUCAGCCCCGUGGCCGUCAUGGACUUCCCCUUCGACGACGACGACGACGACGAGUUGAGGGACGCCGCCGUCGCGUGCACCCCUUCUUUCAGCCUCGCACGUCUCCAGAGGAGAAAGACGCACAAGAUCCGACGGUUCGGGAGCCACGACGAGCUGGGCCCCCUAGAUCUCGAGGCGCGCCUCGCCGCCACCACGUCAGACCCCGACGCCGACGGCCCCGCCGCCGCAGACUCAGCGCAGGCGCAGCAGAUGAUCCAGUGCCGUACGGAAGACGCGUCCACGCCGAAGUGCGCAGGCAGCGCCCACCGCGGUGCCGGCGGCGUCCAUGACGUGCCAGACGAGGACGACCUUACUUCGCUGCUCAUGGGCACGGUCUCGGGCGGCUUGGACGACGUGUCCGAACGGCUUCUGCGCGACUUCCUCGUGGAGAUGAAACGCCGGCGCUCGGAAGCGCACGACGCCGAGUCCGAGCUCCCUCUCCCUGGGCCGGCGGCCGGCGGUGUGCUGCGACGGAAGGCUGAGCGGGUGGUAGACGGCGAGGCUGCUGUGGCCGCAGCGGCCAGGGGCUGGUUGGAGGCCACGGGAACCGAGCGAUGGGGCUUGGCGGAUGUGCUCAGCGGCGGGGCGGCCAUCGUGGCGGAGAUGGAGCGGGGCCGGGGGUGGAUGCAAGUCGGCGAGGAGGAGCGGGAGGUCGGCGCUGUGGUGGCGGGGAUGCUGGUGAAUCAACUGGUGGGCGAGGUGGUGCGGUGUUUGUUUGUGUAG